Anopheles nili is the source of this 2802-nucleotide messenger RNA. Its product is annotated as mucin-5AC-like. The transcript is spliced from 2 exons. NCBI's taxonomy places the organism in Eukaryota, Metazoa, Arthropoda, Insecta, Diptera, Culicidae. Bases 1 to 2586 code for a protein of 861 amino acids. The record is from RefSeq and is a predicted model, not a curated record.
AUGAUAUCUUCCGCGGAUGAUACGGGCGGCUGUGGUACAUAUUGCCCGAUUGAGCCAUGCACUAGCGGCUACGGUUCCGCAGGGAAACGAAAGCCAACAACAACAACAACAACCACUCCCAGGAUAAGAACGACGACACACGCAACGACAACGCCAGCAAAGAUGGCCGUACCGACCAGCGCCAUGGUGCUGUGCUGCUGGUGCGCUCUACUGCUGAUGGCCACGGUGGAUGCUCUGCCCAUCACCUCGAAACCACUCGAUAACAACCCAGAUCACCUGACGUGGGAAGCUGCCUGGUUGUCGGAGGACAGCCGUGCUUCGCUGCCCGUCGGCGGGAAAACGAAAAAAAUCACCCCCAAAUCGAUUUUCAUCACCCCCUUCCUGAACAGCUACAACGCGUCGGCAUGCCCGCCCGACUACAAGGUGGACUAUAAUGGCAAGUGCAUCCAGGUCGUGAACAUCAACCCCGCGGACAUCCUUGUGACGAAGCUGCAAAGUUUGUUCUCGCAGCACGGCGACACGGGUGGUUAUGGGGCGGGAACUAGUGAGGUUGAUUACGAUUAUGACUACGAUGCGACGGGCCCGUUCCAGGUGAACUUACCGCUUAGUAUUGAUUUACCACCGGAACCGCCUGUACCGGACCCGAAGUACACGUACAAGGACAGUCCCGGGCCGAGUUUCUACGAUAGCGCUAUGGUGGAUGUGGCUUCCGUUGAUCAGGAUAAGGCAAAGAUAACAACCGUAUCGCUGCCAGGCGUGGGAACUUCAUCCGAGCGGCCCUUUCUUGCUGGCAACGCAGCCAGUACCGCUGCUAGCACCGAAAAAGUGGAACAAUCCCUUGCCGAAGGCAACCAGCCCGAUAUAUCCUUUCUCGCGUUCGAGUCCCUCCCCAAUGGGACGCUUGUCGGUCAGGUUGAGCUGGAGCGAAACAAUAGCACGGUGGUGCAAAACAUUUUUGUUUCGUCCACUACUGCGAUGGCCGACGGUCGCCCAACGGAGUCUGCAGUGGUCACUGAGCUGGCUGAUCAGCCCGGUACAACGACUGAUCGUGCUAGUGACGCGAUUGAUACGGAUGCUGCUGAUACUCUAGCCAGUACGACGGUGAGCGCUAGCACGCCUUCUUCAACGCAGGAUCCGGCUACGAUCACGUCCACGAUCGCGCAAGGUGACGUGAGUUCCACGAUCAACGAUGACGACGUGCCUACGGUUACUACCGACGUUGGCAACUCGGGUGUAAUGAGCACGAGCACUACGAUGGAACAGGACGAAACGGAUCUCGAGGAUUUCAGGAUGGAGCUGGAAGAUGAGCUGCUGUUGAUGGACAACAAUCACAGCUCGAUCGCGCCACCACCUGAUGCCUCGACGACGGACCUUUCGGAGAUGGAUCUGGACACAUUACCAACCGCCGAAACCCAACCCAGUGAUGUUCCGACGCUCGCAAGCAAGGAACAGGAUGCGCCAAGCACGGAGAAGCCUGUUUCGACGAGUACGACCACAGCAAAACCUCCAACACGUCUGCUGGUACCGCUCCCAACGAAGGCAUCGGUGCAGAUUAUUACCCCGAUCGGAAGCAGUUGGGAUUUGGGAGGUCGAAGAGGCUCUCCGGUACACCUGGUGGCCGCAAGCCAUCUCAUACAACAGGAUCGCACAACUCGCGCCACUCCGGAAACGACAACGGUGGCGAUCGAGCACGGAGCACGAUCAACGACGGAAGAACCGGCUGCACUAAUGGUGCAAAACGACACCGCUGAGGACAAGAAAAACCGCCAGGACAUCCUGCGCCAGGAAACGAAUGAUGCGCGACGUGAGUCGAACGACGCCAGCAAUCGGUUCGUGUACAAUCACCUGUCGGUGGUGGCGACUUCCACGAUCGCACCCACCUCCACAGAAGCCGACAAACUACUGGUGCGUCCUCUCGCGACGACACCCGCGAAUCCUGUAAACAGCGGUUACUUGGAACAGUUGCGCAAGAUCAACGAGAUAGUGGCCGAAAAGCGACGUCUUCAGCAGCAACAAGAGCAGCAGCUUGGUGCAGGUCCUUCCAGUGCACGCAUCCGUUUCCCGUCUCGUGACGAACAGGACCUGUCUGUGGUGUCCUCGAGUAACUCGCAGCAGCCUGCCGGAAGUCCACAGCCGAGCAACGGUGGUCUUCGUUUCCCAGGAUCAGCCACAAACCGGCUGCCGGAUAUCUUCCCGAAGAAGUCCCCGGACAGUACGACACAGCGGCCAGCCUUCUGGUGGCUCCCGUCCGGUUGGGAGGUUGAUCAGACGGGCAAUAAGCCGAUGUUACUGCGCUUCUGGUCGCGAAUGCCACUGGUGCGAGAUAGCGCGAUUCAACCAGCCGCGAGUGACUCCGAACCUGGCAACUCCGUCAACACUGGCGGCAAUCGAUGGCGAUCAGCGACCGGAUUCCAACAGCCUGCAAGCAACCACAUCCCGGCGGCACCUGGAGCACCACAACACCCGGUGGCGACGGCACGCGGGAAUUCGAAAAGCCCAAGCGAGAACUUCUACAAGGAGGUGUCCGCUCAGGAGGUGUACAAGGUGAUGAACGCACGGCAGAUGAAUCAUCACGGCCAGAGCUAAGCCAGCUUCGGUGGUGGCAGCGGUGGCGAAGAAAAGGGAAGACAUCGUCGUCCUUUUUUCGUCCCCAUCCCCAUCCCCGUGCCCCGCGUCCGUGCGAUCCUUCGAGAUGUCGCGGCUCGUGACAGGGGUGCGCAACCUUUACCAAAGUCCACACAGCAGGCUACACAAGUCCAGCUUUAAGUAUUACGUAAUAUAUCCCGCGUCUACCGGCGAUCC